Molecule: messenger RNA, 2188 nt
Organism: Eucalyptus grandis
Lineage: Eukaryota; Viridiplantae; Streptophyta; Magnoliopsida; Myrtales; Myrtaceae
Product: transcription factor bHLH62
Exons: 7
Coding region: 394-1959 (521 amino acids)
Biological process (GO): regulation of DNA-templated transcription
Cellular component (GO): nucleus
Molecular function (GO): protein dimerization activity; DNA-binding transcription factor activity
Source: RefSeq, a predicted model, not a curated record
CCCUUCCCUUUUCCCCCUCCCUCUCCUCCUUUCUCCCUCUUUCUGCGUGCCUUUCUUUUUGGGUUCUGCAUUCGCGACCUUUUGCACACCAAACACAUUCCUCUCUCUCUCUCUCUUCUCUCUCUCCUGUACUUCCACCCACCACUCCCCCAAUUCCAUACAAAUACAAUCAUGUUGAGCCCCACACAUUUCACUCCCUCCAAACUUCUUCUCACUCGCUUUCUUGGUUUCUUCAUUUAAUGCCCCCAGAACUUCCUCAGGCCAUUUCUUGAUUGGCUCAUUCACAUUCUUUAGAAACGCCAUCUUAGCUCUCUCGCCUCUCUUAAGACUCUGAUCCCACCAUUCUGAUUUCGAUUCCCACUUUGCCUCCCCCUGCUUCUUCGCUCCUGAAACAUGGACAAUGAGUUCUUUAUGCCAUGGCAACCGCUCUCCUCAGGAAUGGCAAUUCAGCCCAACGACCUGAACUGUGCUUCCAAGCAAUCCCCUGAUUGCUUCUUCAAUCCCAAUUGGGACAACUCUUCCGCAGAUCAAGGUGGUCACUUCGAGUCUGCGCUGAGCUCCAUGGUGUCCUCCCCAGCUGCCGCCGGUUCCUACCUUUCCAAUGAGAGUGUCCUGAUCAGGGAGCUGAUUGGAAAACUCGGCAGCAUUGGGAACCCAGGCGAGGCGUCGCCAUCGCCACAUUCCCUCCCCUUGUCCGGGAAUGCCACCGCCGCGAUGCCUUACAUUGGUGGAAGCAAUAGUACUAACACGUCAUGUUAUAACACCCCUCUGAAUUCGCCCCCAGAUCGCGCGGUCAAGGAGAGAUUCUCCAGCGUGGCGGAGUUCACUGCUGAUCCUGGAUUUGCAGAGAGGGCCGCGAGGUUCUCGUGCUUUGGGAGCCGGAGCUUCAAUGGCCGGACGAGCCAAUUUUCCCUGAACAAUGGUGAGCCGCCUUACAAGUCCAACCCGCUGAUGGAGAGCGGGAAAUUCCAACGGGUCUUGAGUAGCCCAUCACUGAAGGCGUUGGGAUCUCAGGCAGUGGCCACCGUUCAGCAGAAUGUGAUUUCGAGACUGUCAGAUCGGAUUGAACUGACGAAUUCUAACGAGGAGUCCUCAGUGUCCGAGCAAAGCCCAGGUGGGGAAAAUGGAUUGAAGGCCUCGAACGAGGCAAAUUCCAGGAAAAGGAAGGCAGCUGCUAAGGGAAAAGCGAAGGAAUCCGCCCCCUCCACAUCUGUCGCCAAUGCUAUGAAGGUAUCCGAGUCUCAUGACAAUUCGAGUCCAAAGCGAUGCAAGCCGAAUGAAGACGACGGAAAUGGAAAUGACACUGCCAAAGGGGAAGAUGAUGCCAAAGGAAAUAGUAAAAAGAAUGAUGCAAAGCCGCCUGAGCCUCCAAAGGACUACAUUCAUGUUAGAGCGAGAAGGGGUCAGGCAACCGAUAGUCAUAGUCUAGCUGAAAGAGUGCGAAGAGAGAAGAUAAGUGAGCGAAUGAAGCUCCUCCAGGACCUUGUGCCGGGUUGCAAUAAGGUCACUGGAAAGGCACUGAUGCUAGAUGAAAUCAUCAACUACGUUCAGUCAUUGCAGCGUCAAGUUGAGUUCCUUUCCAUGAAGUUGGCCUCUGUCAAUACCACUCUCGAUUUUAAUGCAGAUGCACUCAUGUCAAAGGAUAUGUUUCAGCCAAACAACUCUGUACCGCGUCCUAUGUUUCCAUUAGAUUCUUCAGCGACUGCCUUUCAUGGCCACCACCGACCUCAAAAUCAGCCAUUGCCACCACCGCUGCAAGGACACGUCUCUAGUGGUACAGCGACCCAAGUAGAGCCAUUGAAUCUGGGGCCAUGUCACACCGUUGAGUCACAUUCUCCACUGAAUGAUCUUCAGUAUCAGAAUUUCUGUGGAGAUGACCUGCAAAGCAUUGUCCAAAUGAGUUUUGGUCAAAAUUCAAAUCAAGAAACAGCAUUCCAGCUUCAGACUUUCCAUGGUUAAAGAUAGUAUUCCAAGAUUAGGUCUAAUGAAGAAGACAAUUAGUUGUUUUUCUUCCUUCAAUUUUUGUCUAUGAUCUUUCCUUUCUUUGGGGCUAAUUCUUGAGGGGUUUUUUCUCAGAAUACCCUCUGUAAAAUCUUUGUAACAUUUCUUCCGGUGCAGAGUGUGAUAGCCAUACAUGUAUCAUAAUAUAUAAAUUCUAUGAAGAUGAAGGGAUUUAUUUUUCCUGCUA